Molecule: messenger RNA, 1329 nt
Organism: Durusdinium trenchii
Lineage: Eukaryota; Dinophyceae; Suessiales; Symbiodiniaceae
Source: the annotation of a GenBank genome assembly
AUGCAGGCUAGAGCAGUCAAGUACAGUGAUUUGGCCUUGGUGUCUAGCUCUGCUUUGUUGGAGAGCUUCCAGAGGCUACAUAUGAAAAGCAAAUGUUGCACAAAGAAAGAGUUUCAACUGUGGGAGAUGGCAGCAGGGAUUACCUAUGACCCUUGUGCAUUGCUCUUGAACAGUGCCUUGUUGGAGAAGGGUGUGCUACACCCUGUUGAACAGUUUGUGCACGACUGGAUGCACACAGUUCUACAAGGCACUUUGCCAAUUGUGGCAUAUGUUGCAGUGGAUGCUGCGCAAUGCUGGGAGUUGCUACACAAGCAAGUGAGCCUGUGGUCUUUUCCAAAGGCAUGGAGAGCAAAUGGGCUGGCAGAUUGCUUUGAAGACAAGAAGCUGAAGAAAUACAAGGAAAAUGAAAGGAUAUCUUUGCAGGCAUCAGAGAUGCUAACCUGGUAUCCUGUGUUCAGAUAUUUCUUGAUGAGCAGUGUUGUACCUCAGUCCAUUGCACCUGAAGCUACAGCUGCCUUCUUGGACAUGAGCAACUUGGCAUGUUAUGCUGUUGCUGUGCACAAACCCAUAAGCUCUGUCCUGGAUUUGCUGCAUUCUGGGAUUCCUGCUGGCAUGGUCACAAGGGAUUCUUUGCUUGCAAGAGUAGAGGAGUGCUUGGCCAGCUUUGGCAAGGCUGACUUUGACAAGGGUUGGGUGAAAAAGUUUCAUUGGCUCUUGCAUCUGGCUGAUGAAUAUGGAAGACACCAGAUGCUCCCAAGUUGCUUUACUGCUGAGCGAAAGCAUAAAGCAAUUACAAAGUAUGCAACUCCUAUGAAAUACACAGGCGCUUAUGAAAGGAGUUUGCUGGAACAGGUUGUUGCACAGGAGGUUUCUGUCUUGCAGCAACCAGGUUGCUUCACAGAAGGGGUCCACCUGACACAGCCUUGCAAUGCUUCCAAGAGGUGCCUCCAAUGGCUGUCAGACAUCUUAGGGGAAGACAUUAGCCAGGCAACCACCAGUCUGGAGGCCAAACUUGAAAGUGGAUGCAGAGUGAGUAAAGGAGAUGUUGUUUUGUAUACAAGUGUGUCCAGCGCCAUGCAGUUCAAUGUAGGGCAGGUGUUGCUCCACUUCCAAAUGCAUGAAACAUGUUGGACAGUGUUGAAAAUGUGGACACUGGUGGAGCAAUACAAACCUGGGCAGCAGCAUGUAGUUUGCAAAGCAACAGAAAACAUGGGCUUGAUAGAAGCAGCCGACUUGUUGACACCAGUUGCAUAUGCACAAGCAAACAGGGAGAAUGUCACCAUCCUGCUGCCCUUUGCCAUCUUUGCACAUGACCUGCAUGGAAGGUGA